Colletotrichum truncatum is the source of this 1635-nucleotide messenger RNA. RefSeq lists its product as uncharacterized. Lineage: Eukaryota; Fungi; Ascomycota; Sordariomycetes; Glomerellales; Glomerellaceae. Gene Ontology annotation, biological process: transmembrane transport. Gene Ontology annotation, molecular function: transmembrane transporter activity. The record is from RefSeq and is a predicted model, not a curated record.
AUGUUGGAGAAAAGAGACUCUGCCAUCGGCAGAGGUAACACAGACAAGGAUAUGGGCGUGGCGCCUGUGGCGGCGGCUGCGGAUGGGCCCGUGGAGGUAAGACAAAUUUCCAGCCCGCAGGACUCAGCCCUGAACUCUCCUCGAGAUGGGUUUGGAGACGAGGAUAAGGGGAAGAUACCAGAUGGAAAUGAGACGAGGUCGGCACCGUCGCCGUCGGAUUCAGAUUGGGAGUCGCAGAGGGGAGGCGAUGGGAAAGGACGGGAUGGGCUUUGGAAUUUGGUGGUGAGUGUGCUCACUUGGACGCCGAAGAAGCUUCGCUACGACCCGGAAAAGCCACCUCGGUUCUCACUGGCACAUAAUUUUCUCUAUGCGGUGGCCGCAACUUUUACUGUCGCCAACCUCUACUACAACCAACCUGUCUUGAAUAGGAUCGCAGAGACCUUUGACGUCAGUUUCGAGAGGGCGUCGUCGGUUGCGACGCUGAUGCAGGCCGGCUAUGCGGCGGGAUUGCUCUUCAUCUGCCCGCUGGGCGACAUGGUCCGGCGCCGGCCGUUUAUCCUCGCACUCAUCUGGGUCACAGCAAUGCUGUGGUUAGGUCUCUGCGUGACAAACUCCUUCGUCGCGUUUUCGGCGCUGUCGUUUCUUGUAGGUGCUGCUACCGUUACGCCGCAGCUCAUGCUCCCGCUUGUCGCCGACAUGGCCCCGGCCAACCGAAAAGCAAGCUCUCUCUCUAUUGUCACAUCAGGCUUGAUGCUCGGUAUGCUCAUCGCGCGUCUGCUCUCGGGUAUUGUUGCAAACUACACGUCAUGGCGGAACAUCUACUGGUUCGGCUUUGGGGCUCAAUACCUCCUCUUGAUCCUCCUCUACUUCUUCAUGCCCGAUUAUCCAUCGACAAACCCGGAUGGACUGAACUACUUCAAAGCGCUGUGGACGAUUGUCACCAUUUUCUUCAGCGAGCCGGUCCUUGUCCAUGCGUGCUUGAUCGGGUUCUGCAUCAGCUCCAUCUUUACGUCUUUCUGGACGACGCUGACGUUCCUGCUGGCGUCGCCGCCAUAUGAGUACCCAUCACUGACAAUCGGUCUCUUCUCGCUCAUCGGCAUCGCAGCUAUAUGCGGAGGACCAGUGUACGGGCGGUUCAUCAUGGAUCGAUACGUGCCGUUCCUGUCUUCCGUGCUAGGCCAGGUCGUCGUCCUCAUCGGGUGUGUUGUCGGUGCUUUCACAAGUACCUUCACCGUUGCGGGGCCGGUCAUCCAAGCGAUCUGCAUAGAUAUGGGUAUUCAGACGGCACAGACAGCGAACCGGACAGCCAUAUACGCCAUCAACGCCAAGGCGAGGAACAGGGUCAACACGGCGUACAUGGUAUCGGUCUUUUGUGGGCAGCUGACAGGCACGGCGGUCGGCAACAGGCUAUAUGCGCAAGGCGGGUGGAAAUACAGUGGCGGCGCGACCAUUGGGUUCAUUGGGCUCUCAUUGCUGGCAACCCUGUCCAAGGGUCCUCGCGAGAAAGGCUGGAUUGGCUGGAGUGGAGGAUGGAAGCUGCGCAAAGAUGAGACAUUGAAGCCAAUGCCGGUCUCGCCCGAAGGCGGACAAGGGGCGGAGGAAGCUAUUGAGGAUAAGGCUGCGGUACGGCGGUGA